GGUCCUUGUGCAGUUGAAUAUGCUAUAAUGAUUGAUGCUGAUUUAUGGUCAGAUCCAACAGCUGAUGAACUUGUCCAGCGUCAUCGACUUCACUCAUCAACAAGCAAUAGCUCAAGUACUUCUACUCGCCCACCCUUAUCAGUAUUGCGAGGUGGGAGUAGUAUUGUCAGUAGCACGGAGAGUUAUUCACCUACUCUUUGUUCAUUUGGUCGAGAUUACAUAUAUUCGCUUCAUCAAAAUGUAAAAUAUUCUCUUCUAUACGGUAAGAAUAAUGUUCUCGUAACGGUGGCUUCAGACACCGAUCCACUCAAAGGAUAUUUGUCAUUACAUCAGAAUUCUCCUGGAAAUGUGACUGUUAAAUGGACGCCAAACCAACUUAUGCAUUCUAGUUCGGAACCUAAUUCUGCUGCGAUUGAUAUUCCACCUCAUUAUGAUAAUAAUUGGUUAUGGCGACAUACAAUUAAUAUCAAUAUUAACGAUAUUAUUUAUAUUCAUAUUCAUCAGCAAAGUGAAGAUUCAUCGCCAUCAUUGAUAUUUAUCGGGACUGAUGGUGUGCAACAUUCACCAAUGCAUUUUCCAAUUGGACAACAUAUCCUCGCCUUUCUAUCCUGUUUGGAGAGCGGGUUGAUGCCGUACAAUCGUCUCGAUCCUCCAUUAUGGAUAUCUAAGGAAAAAGGUAAGAUUCUGCCGAAAUUGCGUCGUCGUUCGAGUAUUUCUAUGUUAGAUUCGACAAGUAACACUGAAGGACAAGAGCUGCAUGAUUACGUAUUUCGAAUAAUUCCAAUAUCAGUGCCAACGAUGAACAUCUUCGUGCAGAAUACUGGCAAUAACUCUAUAACCGACCUGGUUCUUGAUGAACUCGUCACCGUUCAAGAAUCACCGAAACAAUUCAUGGACGAAAAUAAGUGCGCAAGUUCAAUGGUAGCAAGACGUACGGAAAGCGAUAAUACACAAGACAGAACUGUCAGACAGAAAUUAAACAAUGCUUGCAUGUCGAUGAAAACUCAAAUUCUCGCUCGAGCUUUUUAUGGAUGGAAAUCGUACUGUUGUCAUUUACGAACCAUAAGGAUGCAUUUAUCCGGGCUUUUUAUUAAUGAUCGAACGGUUGUGAAAACCACUUCUGAACCAGUGAAUGAAGCAUUUUGGUCAAAAUGCCGUUCAGUUAAAUCUGAAGAACUCGAGCGAGAAUGCUUACUAAGAAUUUAUUAUAACGGCAUAGACGGAAAGGCUUCAUCGAUACUUCGAAAGCAAAUUUGGCCAUAUUUACUGGGUCUGCUGAAAUGGAAGGAAGAUUUGGUCGAUAAGCUGGGGAUUUUAACUGCGAAGUAUAAUGACGACAUUGAAAAAUGGAAAAAAAUAGAAUUGAUUGUUCAGAAAAAGGACAAAGAAGCACUAGCAGCUGGUUAUGCUGAAUUAGAUUCUUCCAAUUGCGAUAAUGAAAUAUCCCAUGAGAAUGAUGCGAGAUUUUCAAAAAUGAGCAAGAAAGAUAAUUUAAUUCAUGAAUUCGGUGUUAAUCUGCAUCGAGUGAUAAAAGACGUUGAACGUUGCGAUCGGACUUUUUCAUUCUUCGCUGAAAAUGACAAUUUAAUUAAAUUAAAGCGUGUAAUGUGCACAUAUAUAUGGAGAAAUCUAAAAGAUGGAUAUAUCCAAGGAAUGUGCGAUCUUGCAGCUCCAUUGCUUGUUCUCUUCAAUGACGAAGCAUUGACUCUUGCGUGUUUUGACCGUUUAAUGUUGAAAAUGAAAUUGAAUUUCCCGCAGAAUACAGGUAUGGAUGACAACCUCGCCAAUAUGCGAUCACUCAUACAGGUUAUCGAUCCCCAAUUAUAUGAAUUUAUGUCAACUAAUGGUGAUUUUACUCAUCUUUAUUUUUGUUAUCGUUGGUUUUUAUUGGAUUUUAAACGUGAAUUUACUUAUUCUCAAAUAUUCAAUGUAUGGGAAGUUAUAUGGGCUGUGUCAUCAUUAAUAACACCCCAUUUUCAACUUUUUAUUGCGCUUGCAUUGAUAUCAAAUUAUCGCCGCGUUAUCAUAGAUAAUAAAAUGGAUUUCACGGAUGUUAUAAAAUUUUUUAACGAAAUGGCCGAACACCAUAACGUUGACGAGGUGCUUGAUUCUGCACGAAAUCUACUCGAACGAUUACAAAAUAUAAUUUAUGAACUCAACGAAAAAUCAUAA
Messenger RNA from Dracunculus medinensis (Guinea worm), 2172 nucleotides. NCBI's taxonomy places the organism in Eukaryota, Metazoa, Nematoda, Chromadorea, Rhabditida, Dracunculidae. The record is from the annotation of a GenBank genome assembly.